AUGGUCAAGAGAUUUAAUGGAUUCGACUUUUGGGAGCAGCGGAUUAGAGCUCAGCAGGGACAUAUUUCCGAUGUCGAGUCUGAGAUUGAGUCUGCAUCCGAACCUGACAUCGAGAGCGAACCCUGCUCCCCUGCCGAAAGUCCCGACAUCCACAUCGAAACACUAUCACCAACAAACUCACUACAAGCAUGGUCACAACCAACAAAGUCAGAUGGAAUUGUGCGGUCUCGUCCUAUUCUCAUCCAAAGCGUUGGAGUUCACGACGUCCGCAAUUCCAUGUCCUUCUCUCCCUCGUUAGACCACCAAAGCCAUUCCGCAUCUGUCCUCCACCCCAACAGCUACGAAGAAAAAGGAGAAUUCCUCACAGUCAUCAAGACAAAUGAUUCCUUCACAUCUUCAUUUGAUGCAAGCCCGAUUGAGAAAGUCGGCCCUUCCAACAACACACCUAAAUUACGCCGAUCUCCCCUCAAACUCCAAACAACGAACCUCUCCCGCGUAACACGCCACCAACAAAGGCAUUCGGCCUUACCCAGCCUUCCCGUUACCACCGUCACACCCUCUGCACACAGGCAUACAUUCAAUGCCUCGGCAGACUGCACGCCAUGUGUAGCAAUUAAGACCGACAAGGCCUUUGAGGCGCUCGUCGACGCACUCAAGCCGAAGCAAAUACCAAUAAUAGAACCCGUCACAAUUCUCCGACCAAGCAAGGACAGCCCUAUGCCCACCCUUCGAGCACCAACACCUCUUCGCCCCAAGAUUAUAUCGCAGCAUCUCGAAAGAGCGCAGCUGUGGGCAGAGAGCCAACAAGAGGACUUUGACAGCUCGACAGCAAGCUCUGUAUCCAGCCCUAUGAGUCCGAUAAUGUCGUUUGAUCUUCCUAUUGAUAGCAAGGAUGGACCCGUCAAGACGGAGAUUGUACCCAUGAGUUGCAAUCUGGACCACGACUUGGGUGACUUUCUCAAAUGGGAGGCUAAGAAUGUUUGCGCAUAUGGAUAUGGCACCAAUGGAUGGGCCUUUUCUCCAUAG
Fusarium pseudograminearum CS3096 is the source of this 1026-nucleotide messenger RNA. RefSeq lists its product as uncharacterized. The transcript has a single exon. The coding region runs from base 1 to 1026 and encodes 341 amino acids. The record is from RefSeq and is a predicted model, not a curated record. Lineage: Eukaryota; Fungi; Ascomycota; Sordariomycetes; Hypocreales; Nectriaceae.